UAGAUGGGCACUACAUCCUGAGGUGAUAAGGUCUGAACUUCAGAGAAUAAAGUGAAAUAUACAAAAAAAGUUAUCUAUGGCACCUGUGGAAGCCCUGUAUACCAUUCUUCAAGAUGAGAUUCAGGCCUUUGAAAAGCACAUAAGAAGUUGCCAGAAGGCUUUCGACAUUCACACUCUUUACAAUGUAUUGUUGCUACUGCUCCAGGAAGAUGAUGGUGUAGUAGAGAUUCACAGUCUCCAGCAGUUGGAAAAACUGGUGGAGUCCAAGGAAUGUAACAGAGAGGACAUUGUGAGAAUUACAAUUAGUGAAAAUAAAUCUGACAUUGCCAGCUACAUUUCUUGGUUUGUCUCUUAUGUGAGCUACCUAAGUUCUUUGAAAGAAGAGUUUGAUGCCAAAGUUGUGUUUCCUUUGUGUGAGAACCUAUAUGUUAAUGAUGACUCACUGGAUGGGCUGCCUUUGGGAUUCAUGAAAGGAUGCAGGCCUCACGCCACAGUAUCAAUAGCACGUACAGCUAGGCAGUUGUUUGCCCUCAGAAGGAAAUGGGCCUUGCUCCUGAAAAAGGACUCGAUCUGCGAGCAAACCUUUCAUCCCCAGAGCCGCCUUGAUCUGCAGGGUUUUGCUUACACCCGUCCCUUUGUGAAGAUCUUGAGGCUAGUCCCUGAUCUUUUUCAUAAAAGUUUAGCAGCUGCUGAGCUUACUAAGCAGUGGGUGAAAUACCAUGCCAGCAGGCAUAGCUCCCACCCAGAACAUUCACAUGCAGUCCUAAUCCAGAGGUGUGAUGACAUAAGAGUGAUGAAAGGCAGUCUGGCCCAUCCCUGGCAUGAUGCAUCCCUUUGCCAGUCUGAACUACCUCUAAACCAUCAUGACUGUAUGAAGACCUCACGACCAUCCAAAGCUGACAACAAUAAAAAUAAUAUGGACAUGUAUAAGACGACAAUUAUCCAAGAAAGAAAUCAGCUUCAGGAGACCUAUGGAGAGCUCAUGUCCCUGCUCUGGCGGGAGGAACGUUCUUGGACACUGGAAGGAGAGAUUCAUGAGGUAAACCAGAGGAUUUCGGUUCUGCAUCUGCAGCAGGAGGCCAAGGAAAGUGAACUUGAGCAACAACUCAAGGAAGGCAACUGGAACAUGUCUAGAGCACAGCACCAAAGAAAUCUCUGUGAGCUGAAUAGACAUCUUAGGCUGGAAAAGUACCGCAAGAACAUCUUGCAGGGAGAUUGGCUACUAGAGUUGGAGGUCAGGCCAAUCCUUAUACGACCAAUUUAUACAUUGCAGGAACGCUGCCAGAAACUUAUGAGGCUUUUGCAGGUUGAGGAAGAGAUUCAACAUGAUCUCCUGCCAGCUGAGAGAAUUGAUUCACCCGCUUCCUGCAACUCAGUGGGCCUGAACAUAUUGAGUUCUUGUCCUUGAGAAUGAAGAGUGCUCUAGCCUACAGUGAUACCGUUAAUGUAAAUUUGGUUUCAGAGGAAAUUCCCCAUCUCCCUUUCCCCCACCUUUAUAUUACAUAAUAUAAUCACCUCAGUCCUAGCUUCGUAAGCUGUACUGUAAUGUGUUUUACUAAGGGCUGCCAUUGAUGAUUGUCUGGAAGCUGCAGCUGAUGCAGACUUAGUAAUGCAUCCCUUAUCACGGAUGUAUAUAAUGUAAUGCUAGACUAUAUCUAUAAAAGUCCAGUCAAAAAGGUGAAUAGUGAAAGAUGCUAGGAAUUACAAUUCAAUAACAGCUCAUGUUUCUCACCCCUGAUAAAAUAAUUUAAUUCAUUGUUGGUAUCCGUGAUACUUUGGAAUAGGGGAAAGUGUAUAUGAUUACUGACCAAAAUAUCUCAUCAUAGAGUCUUGCUUAUUGGAAAGUGAACUCGGAAAAAAAUAUAUUGUUUCAGCUAUUUCAGCUCACCACAACUAAACCCAAAAUUUCUGUUGCUAAGCAAGGCAGUUGUUAAGGGAAUUUUGCCCCAUUUUACGACCUUUCUUGCCACAGUUAUUAAAUGAAUCACUGCAGUUCUUGUUAGCGUUAUGUUGUUAAGUGUUGCUUCCCCUUUGAUUAUUCCUGUCAGAAGGUCACAAAAGGUGAUCACAUGAUCCUGGGACAUUGCAUCCAUCAUAAAUAUAUGCCCAUUGCCGAGUGUAUGAAGUUUGAUCACCUGACCAUGGGGAUGCUGCAUAGUUGUAAGGGUGGAAAAUGGUCACAAGCCAACUUUGAACAGUCACUAAAUGAAUGGUUGUAAGUCAAGACUAUCUGUAAUUCAAAUUUGCAAACAGUUCAUGU
Molecule: messenger RNA, 2260 nt
Organism: Thamnophis sirtalis
Lineage: Eukaryota; Metazoa; Chordata; Lepidosauria; Squamata; Natricidae
Source: RefSeq, a predicted model, not a curated record